AUGGCGGCUACUGAGAGCCCUUCCCUCGAUGUAGAUCGCCACAUAAAAUACUGGAAGCGCUGCCACGGCACCUUUCUGCCCGCUCCAUACACCUCCAAUGACUCGACACGGCUCACGCUCGCCUGCUUCAUCAUCUCGUCUUUAGACCUCCUACAGUCGCCGCUUACGCCCCCAGAGCGCGCUGCCAUCCGGACAUGGGUUCUCAGCUUGCAGCAUCCAGACGGCGGCUUCUGCGGCAGCGCAACGCACGCCCCAACCGGUGCGUCCGCCGGCGACGCCAACCUGGCUGCCACCUUUUUUGCCCUCGUGCUGCUCGCGCUGGCGGCCGUCGGUACGGGAUCAGAAAAGGAUGAGCAGAAUGCCUUUGCGGGCGUCCGGAGGAAACGACUGUUGCGCUGGCUGAAGCGCUUGCAGAGGAACGAGGACGGUGCCGUGGCGCAGAUGCUCUGGGAGGGCGAGCCGGUGGGCGGUCACGACGUGCGGAAUAGCUACAUGGCGGCCGGUAUUCGGUGGAUGAUGAGAGGGAAUGUGCAAAUGGGAGAUGGGGGCUGGGUGGAAGAUUUAGAUAUCAAGAGGUGGACCGAAUUCAUCGCCGGGACGCAAACGCAUGAUGGUGGCAUGGGUGAGACGACGUCGCAUCAAGAGUCGCAUGGCGGAUACACAUUCUGCGCGCUCUCUGCGCUCAGUCUGCUCUCAAAGCCCGGCUCGGCAGGCGACAGAGCAAAAGCAGCAGACGAGCACAUUCCUGACCGUGCGCAGCUACUCAAAUUUCUGGCACAUCGCCAGUUUACAUACCACGCCGAGGAGGAGAUGGAGCGCGACGAGGACGAAGAGAACUUUGUCGAAAAGGAGCUCGCGCAGCUACAGCUCGACGGCCCUCCCGCCCUGAUAGGCUGCAACGGCCGCUGGAACAAGAAAGCAGACACUUGCUACUUUUGGUGGGCGGCCGGUGCACUAUCGCUUCUUGGCCAAGAGUCUUUGCUGCGUCGAGAGCCGGCCAGAAACUACCUGACGGGCAUCACGCAGCACCGCAUCGGAGGGUUCGGCAAGACGACUGGCGCACCGCCGGACAUUUACCAUUCGUAUCUUGGUCUCACCGCACUGGCGGUCAUGGGAGACCCCAAGCUCAAGCCGCUGCAUGCCGAGCUCUGCUGCAGUGUCGAGGUGGCGGCCUGUAUCGCCAAAGCCCGAGAUGGCUUGCUGGCGGCGGAAAAGGCGAGAGCGGCGACGAAUUGGGAAAAUGACGGGUUUUGGUAG
Molecule: messenger RNA, 1257 nt
Organism: Cordyceps militaris CM01
Lineage: Eukaryota; Fungi; Ascomycota; Sordariomycetes; Hypocreales; Cordycipitaceae
Product: geranylgeranyl transferase beta subunit, putative
Exons: 3
Coding region: 1-1257 (418 amino acids)
Biological process (GO): protein geranylgeranylation
Cellular component (GO): CAAX-protein geranylgeranyltransferase complex
Molecular function (GO): CAAX-protein geranylgeranyltransferase activity
Source: RefSeq, a predicted model, not a curated record